CAUGGCGGCGAGCACAGGCUACGUGCGGCUGUGGGGUGCGGCGCGGUGCUGGGCACUGCGGCGGCCGCUGCUGGCAGCCACCGGGUGGAGGGGCCCGACUGCGGCCGGAGCGUGGCUUCCCAGAGCCUGGCGGGCCUGCGACGCCUCGCCUCCUUGGGCGCUUUGGGGCCGAGGACCGGUGGCCGCGGGCCAGUGGCGAGGGCUUUGGGAGGCGAACAACCGCGGUGGCGGGGCAUUCUCGGGCGGCGAGGAUUCCCCCGAAGGCGGCGCGGAGGAAGGGGCCGGGGGCGCUGGGGGUAGCGCAGGCGGCGGGGAAGGCCCGGUCAUAACGGCUCUCACGCCCAUGACCAUCCCGGACGUGUUCCCGCACCUGCCGCUCAUCGCCAUCACCCGCAACCCGGUGUUCCCGCGCUUUAUCAAGAUUGUCGAGGUUAAAAAUAAGAAGUUGGUUGAGCUGCUGAGAAGGAAAGUCCGUCUUGCCCAGCCAUAUGUCGGUGUCUUUCUAAAGAGAGAUGACAACAAUGAGUCUGACGUGGUGGAGAGCCUGGAUGAGAUCUACCACACAGGGACGUUCGCCCAGAUCCACGAGAUGCAGGACCUAGGGGACAAGCUGCGUAUGAUCGUCACAGGGCAUAGAAGGAUUCACAUCAGCAGACAGUUGGAGGUGGAGCCCGAGGAGCCAGAUGCGGGGAAUAAACAGAAGCCACGGAGGAAGGCCAAGCGUGGCAAGAAGGAAGCAGAGGAUGACAUGAGUGCCAAGACCCAGAUGAACAUAGCCAUGGAGCCCGCUUCCGAAACCCCUAAUGAGGUACUCAUGGUGGAAGUCGAGAACGUUGUCCAUGAAGACUUUCAGGUCACUGAAGAAGUGAAGGCCCUAACUGCGGAGAUCGUGAAGACUAUCAGGGACAUCAUCGCCUUGAACCCUCUCUACAGAGAGUCGGUGCUGCAAAUGAUGCAGGCGGGCCAGAGGGUGGUGGACAACCCCAUCUACCUGAGCGACAUGGGGGCCGCGCUGACUGGGGCUGAGUCCCAUGAGCUGCAGGAUGUCCUGGAGGAGACUAAUAUCCCUAAGCGGCUGUACAAGGCCCUGUCCCUUCUGAAGAAGGAGUUUGAGCUCAGCAAGCUGCAGCAGCGCCUGGGCCGAGAGGUGGAGGAGAAGAUCAAGCAGACGCAUCGCAAGUACCUGCUGCAGGAGCAGCUGAAGAUCAUCAAGAAGGAGCUGGGGUUGGAGAAGGAGGACAAGGACGCCAUCGAGGAGAAGUUCCGCGAGCGGCUCAAGAUGCUGGUGGUGCCCAAGCACGUCAUGGACGUUGUGGACGAGGAGCUGAGCAAGCUGGGGCUGCUGGACAACCACUCCUCGGAGUUCAAUGUAACACGGAACUACCUGGACUGGCUCACGUCCAUCCCCUGGGGCAGGCACAGUGACGAGAACCUGGACCUGGCACGGGCGCAGGCGGUGCUGGAGGAGGACCACUAUGGCAUGGAGGACGUGAAGAAGCGCAUCUGGAACAGAAAGACUGCAGUGAAAAGGCCAGAGAACAAACAGGAGUUCAUUGCUGUUAGCCAGCUCCGUGGCUCCACCCAGGGCAAGAUCCUCUGCUUCUAUGGCCCCCCUGGUGUGGGCAAGACCAGCAUCGCCCGCUCCAUCGCACGGGCCCUCAACCGCGAGUACUUCCGCUUCAGUGUGGGCGGCAUGACCGAUGUGGCUGAGAUCAAGGGGCACAGGCGGACCUACGUGGGGGCCAUGCCUGGGAAGAUCAUCCAGUGUCUGAAGAAGACCAAGACGGAGAACCCCCUGGUCCUCAUAGAUGAGGUGGACAAGAUUGGCCGAGGCUACCAGGGGGAUCCAUCGUCAGCACUGCUGGAGCUGCUGGACCCCGAGCAGAAUGCCAACUUUUUGGACCACUACCUGGACGUGCCUGUUGACUUGUCAAAGGUGCUGUUCAUCUGCACAGCCAAUGUCACAGACACCAUCCCUGAGCCACUGAGGGACCGCAUGGAGAUGAUCAAUGUGUCUGGCUAUGUGGCCCAGGAGAAGCUGGCCAUUGCGGAGCGGUACCUGGUGCCCCAGGCCCGAGCCCUGUGUGGCCUGGAUGAGACUAAGGCCAAGCUGUCAUCGGAUGUACUGACGCUGCUCAUAAAGCAGUACUGUCGGGAGAGCGGCGUGCGUAACCUGCAGAAGCAGGUGGAGAAGGUGCUGCGGAAGUCAGCCUACAAGAUUGUGAGUGGCGAGGCAGAGACAGUAGAGGUGACACCUGAGAACCUGCAAGACUUUGUGGGAAAGCCCAUGUUCACGGUGGAGCGCAUGUAUGAUGUGACACCACCCGGCGUGGUCAUGGGUCUGGCCUGGACUGCCAUGGGAGGCUCCACCUUGUUUGUUGAGACAUCUCUGAGAAGACCACCAGACAGGGAUGGGAAGGGGGACAAGGACGGCACCCUGGAGAUGACAGGCCAGCUGGGGGAUGUGAUGAAGGAAAGUGCCCGCAUUGCGUACACUUUCGCCAGGGCGUUCCUGAUGCAGCAGGACCCCACCAAUGACUACCUAGUGACCUCGCACAUCCACCUGCACGUGCCAGAGGGCGCCACGCCAAAGGAUGGUCCCAGCGCCGGCUGCACCAUCGUCACAGCCCUGCUGUCCCUUGCCAUGGACCGACCUGUCCGGCAGAACCUGGCCAUGACGGGUGAGGUGUCCCUGACUGGCAAGAUCCUGCCUGUGGGUGGCAUUAAAGAGAAGACCAUAGCGGCCAAGCGUGCAGGUGUGACAUGCAUCGUGCUGCCAGCUGAGAACAAGAAAGACUUCUAUGACCUGGCGGCCUUCAUCACCGAGGGCCUGGAGGUGCACUUCGUGGAACACUACGGAGAAGUCUUCCACAUCGCCUUCCCCUUCCCUGAGCAGCAGGCAGAGGCCCUGGCCCUUGAGCGGUGACGGCUGGCACUGCCACCAGGACAGUGCUGAGGCCUGACAGGGACCCACGGUAGCCUAAUCAUGGAGAGUGGCGCGGAGCCGAGCUGUGUGAUCAUGAGUAAAGCAUUUCUUGUACAACUUGG
Molecule: messenger RNA, 3048 nt
Organism: Castor canadensis (American beaver)
Lineage: Eukaryota; Metazoa; Chordata; Mammalia; Rodentia; Castoridae
Source: RefSeq, a predicted model, not a curated record